AUGCCUCCCAGCCUACGACCGACGACGUCCAGAUACACGCAAUAAUGUCUAACGAAAAUACCUCUACUCCUCCCAUUGCCUCGGUGUACCAGACAGACCGGGAAAAGGAGAACGGAACGAACGUGAAUGAUGACUCUGCUAUACCCUCUUCUGCCGCUUCUGCUACUCUUCGCGCUCAGCCAGUACGACGACGACAUGGUCAGGUUGGAUGGUUGCUUAGCAUAAGGCCAUUCCAAGGCAUUGUGCGUGAUAUUCGUGCUCGAGCACCGUGGUACUGGAGUGACUGGAAGGACGCAUGGAACUAUCGAGUUAUCCCCGCUACUGCUCUCAUCUUUUUCGCAAAUGUACUCCCCGGCAUCGCCUUCUCACUAGAUCUUAUAGAAACCACAGAACAAUACGGCGUGUCAGAAGUCCUCAUCUCCUCCUUCAUGGCUGCAUUCAUAUUCUCCGUCUUUGGCGCACAACCGCUAUGCAUCGCAGGGGUGACCGGCCCAAUUACGGUCUUCAAUCAGACUAUUUUCCGAAUCAUGAAAAACCAGCCUGACGCACCGGAUUACAUACAGUUCAUUGGCUGGGUGUACCUUUGGGCUGCCAUUCUUCACUGGAUUACUGCCGCUCUCAAUUGGUGCAACUUCCUCCGUUUCGUCACCCUUUUCUCUUGCGACACCUUUGGAUUCUACGUCUCCUGGGUCUACCUCCAGUAUGGCGUCCAAGUCGUUACCCGUCAAUUUCACGCAGAGGCCUCUAAUUCGCCAGAGAACGAUUCCGGACCGCUCGUUUCGAUCAUUCUGGCAUUAUUGAUGCUCGUCACUUCGUUCCUGUUCAGGAUGUUGUCCGGAUCGACGUUCUUUCAUAGACAUGUUAGGAGAUUUUGCGCUGACUAUGGAAUGCCGAUAUCCCUCAUCGCCGCCUCCGGAAUGGCCUACUGGGGAAGAUUCAACCAAGCCAACCCCGAGACUUUGCCCGUGAAUGGAGCUUUCCAAGCCGCCGCAGGCCGAGAUUGGCUGGUCAGGUUUUGGGAGAUAGAUGGGAAGUGGGUGGGCAUUGCGUUCCCCUUUGGGAUCGUCCUAUGGAUUCUCUUUUUCUUUGACCAUAAUGUCUCGUCGUUAAUGGCUCAGGGCUCAGAAUUCCCAUUACGCAAACCUCCAGGAUUUCACUACGACUUCCUCCUCCUCGGAAUAACGACCUUCAUCGCUGGCCUCAUCGGCGUUCCUGCACCCAAUGGACUCAUCCCACAAGCGCCUAUACAUACCACUUCGCUCGUCGUAAUGGGCAGACCGUACAAUGACAAGAAGGACGAAGAAUAUCCAGAGAGCAGUAUGGAGAGGAAGGAUCGGACGGGUCUACGGGAGAGAAAUGGCGGGGAAAACAAGAAUGGAAGUGACGCGAAGGAGGGGGGGACGAGUGCGGUUGGUCCGCCUGGAAGGGAGGUUCCCGUUGCGGUGGUGGAGCAGAGGGUAUCGAAUCUGGCGCAGGGGUCGCUGUGCCUUGUGUUGUUGACGGGUCCGUUUUUGCAUGUAUUGAAUUUGAUUCCUAGAGGCGUUCUCGCAGGUCUCUUUUGGUAUAUGGGCUGCGACGCCCUCCUCGCCAACGGCAUAACACGAAAACUAUUCUACUUCCUCACAGACAAAGCGUACACACCAGCAGACGAGCCUCUGCGCCGAGUCCGCAAGUCACGAAUCCUUCUUUUUACGGCGGUGCAGCUUGUAGGCUUUGGUGCAACGUUCGCCAUCACGCAGACGAUCGCUGCGAUUGGGUUCCCCGUGAUCAUACUGCUGUUGAUCCCUCUGCGAACGUUGAUCGUGCCGAGACUGCCAUUCACAACAGAAGAACUGGCAAUCUUGGACGGGCCAACUGCGUCUCCCUUCACUAUGGAGUCUGUUGGAGGCAGCGCUUGAAUUUGGGGAAGGAUUCUGUGCUGUGCGCACAAACUAUCAAAAUGUCGGCCGGUCGUUCUUGAACGCGAUGAAUAUUUGUGGAGGUCAUGGUGAUGUUUUUGUUUUCAUGGGUGCCACAUGUGGCCCAACCCAUAAUGCACUGGCCAUGCUUUCGUGAGCCCCUAGAAAGCCUCUGAAGUUCCUAAUCUAAUACUUUAAUUUGGAGUGGGGUGGAUAACGCCCCAUAUAGGGCAAGUGGAUCCUUCCUUUUCGAGCAUGCGGCUCAUUGUGUGGCGCAUGCUGCCUCGCUGUGUGGCUCCCGACGCUGUACGCCGACCAUAGCUUCGGUGGGGUAUAAAGGUCAAUGGUAUCAUUAUUCAGCAACCAAAGGGGAGUAUGUUGUCUUCCACAGGGGAGCCAAAUUCCCUCGAGUAUGGAUGCCAAGUAGCAACCAAGUAGCUUCGGGC
Stereum hirsutum FP-91666 SS1 is the source of this 2344-nucleotide messenger RNA. RefSeq names its product anion exchanging protein. The coding region runs from base 45 to 1898 and encodes 617 amino acids. Gene Ontology annotation, biological process: monoatomic anion transport; transmembrane transport; monoatomic ion homeostasis. The record is from RefSeq and is a predicted model, not a curated record. Gene Ontology annotation, cellular component: plasma membrane; fungal-type vacuole. Gene Ontology annotation, molecular function: solute:inorganic anion antiporter activity; borate efflux transmembrane transporter activity. Lineage: Eukaryota; Fungi; Basidiomycota; Agaricomycetes; Russulales; Stereaceae. The transcript has 10 exons.